Molecule: messenger RNA, 5090 nt
Organism: Manis javanica (Malayan pangolin)
Lineage: Eukaryota; Metazoa; Chordata; Mammalia; Pholidota; Manidae
Gene: CNTN3
Product: contactin 3
Biological process (GO): axon guidance; cell-cell adhesion; brain development
Cellular component (GO): plasma membrane; axon
Molecular function (GO): cell-cell adhesion mediator activity
Source: RefSeq, a predicted model, not a curated record
ACCCGCGCGGACCGGGGCGCUGUGGCGCAGGCUCGUGCGGGCGCGCACGGCGGCUCCCCAGGACCCGGCCAGCAGGACUGUCUGGCCCGUGGAGCUGGCGCCCGGUGAGCGGCGGGGACGAGAUUAAACGAUUUAACUGAAGACAAAGCAUUCUAUUCCUCAGAGACUGGACAAGAGUUACUCUUGCUUUUGGCAAUUAAAGAUGAUGUUGUCAUGGAAACAGUUGAUCCUGCUUUCGUUCAUUGGCUGCCUAGGAGGUGAGCUGCUCUUACAAGGCCCCGUGUUUAUCAGAGAGCCCAGCAACAGCAUUUUCCCUGUUGGUUCAGAGGAUAAAAAAAUAACUUUUCAUUGUGAAGCAAGAGGCAACCCUUCACCUCAUUACAGAUGGCAGCUAAAUGGAAGUGAUAUUAAUCUGAGUAUGGAAUAUCGUUAUAAAUUGAAUGGAGGAAAUCUUGUGGUUGUCAACCCCAGCAGAAAUCGGGAUACAGGAAAUUAUCAGUGCUUUGCAACAAAUUCGCUUGGAACGAUUGUUAGCAGAGAAGCUAAACUCCAGUUUGCCUAUCUUGAAAAUUUUAAAACCAAAAUGAGAAGUACAGUGUCAGUGCGUGAAGGCCAGGGAGUCGUCCUACUCUGUGGACCUCCACCUCACUCUGGAGAACUAUCAUAUGCUUGGAUCUUCAAUGAAUACCCAUCAUUUGUUGAAGAAGAUAGUCGGAGGUUUGUUUCUCAGGAGACAGGCCACCUCUACAUAGCCAAGGUGGAGACAUCCGACGUGGGAAAUUACACAUGUGUGGUGACAAGUACGGUGACAAAUGCCAGAGUGCUGGGCUCCCCAACUCCUUUGGUUCUACGUUCUGAUGGUGUGAUGGGUGAAUAUGAACCAAAAAUAGAAGUUCAGUUUCCAGAAACUCUUCCAGCAGCUAAAGGUUCAACUGUGAAAUUGGAAUGUUUUGCUCUUGGAAAUCCUGUACCUCAGAUUAAUUGGAGAAGAAGUGAUGGACUGCCCUUUUCCGGUAAAAUUAAAUUGAGGAAGUUCAAUGGUGUCCUUGAAAUCCCCAACUUCCAACAGGAAGAUUCAGGGUCCUAUGAAUGCAUUGCUGAGAAUUCACGAGGAAAAAAUGUCGCCAAAGGGCGUCUCACUUACUAUGCGAAGCCUCAUUGGGUUCAGCUCAUAAAAGAUGUGGAAAAAGCAGUGGAGGACAGUCUUUAUUGGGAAUGCCGAGCCAGUGGAAAGCCCAAACCCUCCUACCGAUGGUUGAAAAAUGGAGAAGCCCUUGUGCUUGAGGAGAGAAUACAGAUAGAAAAUGGUGCCCUUACAAUAUCAAAUCUAAAUGUGACUGAUUCUGGCAUGUUCCAAUGCAUAGCAGAAAACAAACAUGGUCUCGUCUAUUCCAGUGCGGAACUCAAGGUUGUGGCUUCUGCUCCAGAUUUUUCAAAGACUCCAAUGAAAAAGUUGAUUCAAGUGCAGGUGGGCAGCACAAUCAGCUUGGACUGUAAACCCAGAGCCUCCCCUAGGGCACUCUCUUCCUGGAAGAAAGGAGAUGUGAUAAUGCAGGAGAAUGAAAGAAUUUCUCUUUUAAAAGAUGGAGGACUCAGAAUAGCCAAUGUGACUAAAGCUGAUGUUGGAACUUACACCUGCAUAGCAGAAAACCAGUUUGGGAAAGCAAAUGGCUCUACACACUUGGUUGUGACAGAACCAACGAGAAUAACUUUGGCACCAUCCAACAUGGAUGUCUCUGUCGGCGAAAGCGUCAUUUUACCCUGCCAGGUGAAACACGACCCCCUCUUAGACAUCAUGUUUACUUGGUAUUUCAAUGGGGCCCUCACAGAUUUUAAGAAAGACGGAUCUCACUUUGAGAGAGUUGGUGGGAGUUCAUCUGGCGACUUAAUGAUCAGAAACAUCCAGCUGAAACACAGUGGAAAAUAUGUUUGUAUGGUGCAAACAGGGGUGGACAGUGUUUCAUCUGCAGCUGACCUCAUAGUACGAGGUUCACCAGGACCACCAGCACAUGUGAAGGUAGAUGAAAUUACGGACACAACAGCCCAGCUCUCUUGGAAAGAAGGUACAGACAGCCAUAGCCCAGUCAUAUCCUACUCUGUCCAGGCAAGAACACCUUUCUCCGUGGGCUGGCAAACUACCACAACAGUGCCUGAGGUCAUUGAUGGGAAAACACACACAGCUACAGUAGUCGAGUUAAACCCAUGGGUGGAAUAUGAAUUUCGGGUUGUAGCCAGUAACAAAAUCGGAGGUGGAGAACCCAGUUUGCCCUCAGAAAAAGUAAGAACUGAAGAGGCAGUUCCUGAAGUGCCUCCUUCUGAAGUCAGUGGAGGAGGUGGAAGCCGGUCUGAACUGGUGAUCACUUGGGAUCCAGUCCCUGAAGAACUACAGAAUGGUGAAGGUUUUGGGUACGUUCUUGCUCUUCGCCCGCUUGGAGUUACCAGCUGGAUUCAGACAGUGGUCACAUCUCCGGAUACCCCAAGAUAUGUCUUUAGGAACGAAAGCAUCAUGCCAUUUUCACCAUAUGAAGUAAAAGUAGGUGUUUAUAAUAACAAAGGUGAAGGACCAUUUAGCCCAGUGACAACAGUGUUCUCUGCAGAAGAAGAGCCGACAGUAGCUCCAUCUCAAGUCUUUGCAAAUAGCCUGUCUUCCUCAGAAAUUGAAGUGUCAUGGAACUCCAUUCCUUGGAAGUUGAGUAAUGGACAUUUACUAGGCUAUGAGGUGCGGUACUGGAAUAAUGGAGGAGAGGAGGAAUCAUCAAGUAAAGUGAAAGUGGCGGGAAAUGAGACAUCGGCCAGACUGCGCGGCUUGAAGAGCAACCUGGCAUAUUACACGGCCGUCCGGGCUUACAACAGUGCUGGGGCCGGCCCCUUUAGUGCCGCAGUGAAUGCAACCACCAAGAAAACUCCUCCCAGUCAACCACCAGGAAAUGUUGUUUGGAAUGCUACAGACACAAAAGUGUUACUUAAUUGGGAGCAAGUUAAAGCAAUGGAGAAUGAAUCAGAAGUAACAGGAUAUAAAGUUUUCUAUAGGACUAGCAGGCAAAAUAAUGUGCAAGUACUGAACACAAAUGGAACUUCAGCUGAACUUUUGCUGCCCAUUAACGAGGACUACAUUAUUGAAGUUAAGGCCACGACAGAUGGAGGGGAUGGGACCAGUAGUGAACAGAUCAGGAUUCCAAGAAUGACCAAUAUGGAUGCAAGAGGUUCCACUUCAGCCAUCUCCAAUGUCCACUCUGUGUCAAGUUAUAUACCUAUAGUACUGUUCUGUAUUGUAAAUGCCCUGUGGUGAUAUUAAUUUUUUAAAAUUAUUUACUGGAAAGUUUAUUGGUUACAAAAAAAGUGCUUUCAUGAAAUGCAGUGAUUAUGCAUGUUUUUUUUCAACUCUGUAUUUUUAACUUUCUACAUAGAUAAAAUAUGAAUAUGAUUUAAAAAAACUAAAUCCUUUUAGGGGAAUCUAAAAUGCCUUAAUAUUUGCUUGAUAAACCAAAGGAAUUUACAUAGUACAUACUUCAGACUUUUGAUAUAUUCUUAAGCUAUGAUUUUAAGCACUGCCUAUAGAUACACACACACAUUUAUUUGUUUGUUUUUAGUGUAGAAAAGCUCAUUUAACCUAAAUGCUGUUUUCACAUUCUAACAGCAUUGUUUGGAAGACUUACUCAGUUUCCUUUGAAAUGCUCACUUGAAACACUCCAGGGUGAAAAUACAUUUCAAAAAUUACUCUGUGUCAAAGAGGAUAUAUACAUGAUUCAAAAGAAUGUUGGAAAAUGCCCCACUACUGGUCAGAAGAGCCUUUUUGUUCAGGUAUACUAUGGAGUAGUUGUAAAAUUCUUUACAAAUCACUCUGCUCUCUCUACUUCCCAAUUGCUCAUCUAUAAAAUGUGAAGAUAAUAAUAACCGUCUUAUCUGCCUCUGCCCCAUGAAUUUACUUGUUAAAAGAUGAAGAAGGAAAUAUGAAAGUGCUUUGUUACCCCAGUGUGAUGGACCUGUGCAAAAUAUUACUACAAAUUCAUUUAACCAUAUAAAAGUCAUGAGGACCAGCCACAUUUAUAAAGUUUGCAUUUGAUUCUAGGCAAUGUUCUCUUUUUCGUUUGGUGAGACUAUAAAUUCGAAAUGAUUGCAUUUUAUAUCAUUCCUCAAAAAAAUUUUUUUUAAAUUAAAAAGGAAUUAUUUCCUUCACACCUCUGAAUAGGCUUUCAGGUUUUAUUAAAACAUGGUAGAGAAAAUAAGCAAUGACCUGAAUGUCAACCCAAAUAUUAUACAAAAUCUACAUAAUCCUUCAUUUCCAAUUUCUGAUUCCAUUAAGGGAUCCUCUAUUUUUUUGGAUGGGGAAGAGGGUUUUUUAAUGAAAUCCAACAGUAUAUCAGAGUGAGUCUGGCAGGCUUUUUAGUUCCUGAAUUAAAUUUAAUAGAACCAUGGCAGUGCUGCUGACUUUGAUAUGUAUGACUCAGUCUUUCAAUAUGUGGUUUUCAAAGUAUCGUUGAAGAUGUGACUUCAUAGCAAUACAUAAAGAAUAUAUGAAAAUCAGCAGAUUGUUGGACAUUGCAAAAUCCAUUUUUUACCUCUUCCUACAAUUUCACAUUUUGCAGGAACUUGGUCUUCUUUGCAAAGAUAUCAGAAUUUGAAACCAGAAAGUUCAGCUACCAACGAAGAAUAAAAAUUAGCAGAAGUUCUGAUAUCACCAUAAAACAUUACUUCACAUUGAGAAAUUACAUUUAAGAUAGUCAUUAUACACAAAGGAGAAAAAUAUAACUUUCUCUGCAAGUUCUGUAUAUACUUGUAUAUAUAUAGAAAAAAUCUGAAUGACUAGUAGAUUUCAUAUGACCAUUGUUAUUUCCAGUCAAAAAGUGGGAAACACUUUCUCCAAUACCUACCUGUAUUUUAUGCUACAUGUAAUAGAAUUGUACCUUUUAUUAUUUAGUAAUUACUAUAAUAUGUUCCUACACUUUUUAUUUGCAAGGUGAUAACAUGAUUUCAUGGCAUUUCUAGCAAUAUAUCUCCAUGAGAUAUGCACUUUGUUUCAUAUUGAAAAGUAUAAAAUUUAUCUUUUAAUUCUGUGUGUGUAUCCUAUGGUUAUCUGUAUGUAUUAUUUU